Molecule: messenger RNA, 240 nt
Organism: Neurospora tetrasperma FGSC 2508
Lineage: Eukaryota; Fungi; Ascomycota; Sordariomycetes; Sordariales; Sordariaceae
Exons: 2
Source: RefSeq, a predicted model, not a curated record
UUAGUUCUGUUUGAGGGACGUUUUUGUGAGAGUCUGUCUCGCCACCCCGUUCUGCGAGCGGAGAUGGAACAGGGUCACAAGAGGCAUGGCCUGUGCGGUUUUCAUCAGCCAUUUCAACCAUCUGUGCCAUUCACGCCGUUCCCAUUCGUCGACCGGGCGGCGCCUCUGGCGAGAGGAGCCCAGGCCAUUGCCUGUCAUCCAGACUGGUUCCGUCCAAUGCCUGAGACCCCGGUGCGCUAG